Striga asiatica is the source of this 2667-nucleotide messenger RNA. NCBI's taxonomy places the organism in Eukaryota, Viridiplantae, Streptophyta, Magnoliopsida, Lamiales, Orobanchaceae. The record is from the annotation of a GenBank genome assembly.
CAACAAACGUUUUAUUAUAAUUUUCAAAACGCUGAGUAGAAUCAACCGUCGUAAAAAGUAAAACCUUUAACCCAAACCGAGCUAUCAAAACUCAAAAGUUUGUUCCUGCCUUAAACCCUAUCAGUGCCCUCUCAAACCACCAAGCAAUUCCUGCAUCAGUUGAAGUAGAAAUUGAUGCACGUUUUGAUUUUUCAUUCGAUUGUGUGAACUCCUCUUUGCGCAAUAUCGGAAAAUGGUUGGUCCGUGGUCCGCCGACCCAACUGCCUCCAGGAGCAAGAAGGCACUGCUCCGCCUGGCGUCUAUUGAGCCAAUCGAUCUUUGUCGUGAGGCGAAAGUCGAGAGGUGUCGAGCGACUAGGGAUUUGAGGAGCUGCGGGAGGUGUGUUCAGAGGGUUUUGGCAUUCUGUGGACAUGCUGCCUUGUGCGAUGAGUGUAGUCAGAGGUGUGAUGUUUGCCCCAUAUGUCGAAUUUGCUUGUCCGAGGGCGUUGAUAAUCUCCCGUUUCGUCUUUACUACGAGUGUGUUGAGGCCGGCCUUAUUUCCUGGAAUCGUGAUGACCGAUUGAGGGAUGGAGAAGAAGGAGAUGGAGAGAAUGUUGAACGGCUUCACUCUCUGUUUGAUGUUGCUUUGGAGAACAACCUGGUGUCCCUAAUCUGCCAGUAUUGUGCGCAUGUGUGUAUGGAUGAAACUUUUGUAUCAAGUGAUCCAGUUACUGCUUUUUUGCUGGAUGAGAAGGUUGUCGAGGAUUGGUGCAGGCGGACGUUCGGAAAUAUUUUGACAGAAAUCGGGAAGACAUAUAAUCUUAGUGUAGCUGAGAUGAAAUCAAGAUUAACAUUGCUUCAGAAAAUGUCUUCGAAUUUGUCAGCCAUGGGCAAUGUUAUUGAAGUGUUGGAAUCUUCAGUCGGAGCCUCUGCUUCAACUGUGCUGCAGGGCCUGAAUCAUCUUCAGGAGAGCAUAUCAAGGACAAAACAACACUUGCAGAUCAUGAUGUGGUGCAUCAAACAUCAAUUUCUGGAUAGUGUGAGGUCUAGGCAUUCUGAUUUUGAGUCAUGGCGUUCAUCUGUCCGUGAGAGGAAAUCUGAAGCAAUUAAGAGAGCAUGGCCUGAUACAGAGAAUCCUAUUCUGGAGUCAAGUGAGCAGAGUACAUCUAGUCUCUUCAUUGAAGAUGCACUAUCAAAUCUUGAUACAGACCAAGAAUAUGCUGAUAAUGAUAAAGGGGAACUAUCGAUUGAAUCACUGGUGAAAUCUGGGGUCAACUCUUUUUCUCUUUCAAAGUUACAUGGAAUGGCAGCUUGCUAUCCUUUCGAAAAUUUGCGAGCUGCUGUUGACUUGCUUUUCUUACGAGGGAACUCUGAUUUGGUGGUUUCCAAGCAAGCUAUUUUUCUGUAUUAUCUUUUUGAUCGGCACUGGACAAUACCGAUUGAUGAGUGGAGACCUAUUGUUGAUGACUUUGCUGUCACAUUUAAUAUAACAAGGCACUCUUUGCUGGAAUCUUUUGUCUUCUAUCUUUUGGAUGACCACACUGAUGAAGCUCUGAAGGAAGCUUCGCACCUUCUUCCUGAAAUUGCUUCCCCAAAUACCCAUCCUAAGGUCGCACAAGCACUCUUAGAGAGGCAGAAUCCCGAUGCAGCUCUUAUGGUUUUGAGGUGUUCAGGAAAAGAUGGGGGAGCAACAUUAGUUUCACCUAGGGAAGCUGUUACAGCUGUCCGGGUUAGAGUGGAGUGCGGACUUCUGACUGAAGCAUUUAUGUACCAGAGAAUGAUAUGCACAAAGAUCAAGGAUAAGAAACUUCUGGGUACUUAUGACGAUUUGACCUGCAAUUGGCUGCUCUGGGUUGAGGUCUUGGUUACUGAUUUUGUUUGCCUUUGUAUCCGGAGGAACUUAGUUGAUCGGAUGAUAGAGCUGCCUUGGAAUUCUGAUGAGGAAAAACAUCUUCAUAAGUGUUUGUUUGAAUUCGGGAUGGAUGAUCCUUCGUCAGCUGUUGGAAGUCUUCUUGUGGUUUACUAUCUACAGCGCUAUCGCUACAAUGAAGCUUACCAAGUGGAUUGUAAGCUUCAGGCAGUGGAGGAAGAUUUCAUGUUAAAGAAUAGGAAUGAUGAAAUAUCUAUUAAAGUGAGAUCGAUGAGUCAAUGGAGGAAGGGAUUAGUUAGCCAAAGUGUGGAUUUAUUGCCUGAAAUCCUCCAACAAAAACUGAAGGCUGGAAACUUGCCAGAAAUCGGCAUUCUUCGUGAUUCUGAGAUUUCUGAAGUGCAAUCUAAUCUUCCGAAAGUACAAGAACCCGUCUUUGGAAGUUUGCUGUUUAAUGCUCCAAACCUGCAAUUGCAAAGUAAUGGCUUCUUACAUCCCCCUUCUUAAUCAGAAGUGUUUAACUCUCUCUUUGUUUAUCAGGAACUAAGUUAACGAAAAAUCUCUGUUUUGUAUUUUGCUUCGUGCACAUUCCUUGUCGAUGGACUCAACCUAUAACUGAAUCCAUUUUUCUUGGGUUGUACUUUCUGUACUUAGUUUAAAGGAAAUGAAGUCUUCAUUCAAUACUUAAGCUCUGUGGUUUUGCUGUUUGUAGUUACAUCCGAAGAGAAAUUUGGACGCUUUCUAACUAGGUUAUUAUGGACAGCUAAUUUAGAGUGCUAUUAGAAAUUGAUUUCAAGGAUUUCUAAGAUAUAUUGGUUGAG